Molecule: messenger RNA, 549 nt
Organism: Ilyonectria robusta
Lineage: Eukaryota; Fungi; Ascomycota; Sordariomycetes; Hypocreales; Nectriaceae
Product: carbohydrate kinase
Exons: 2
Coding region: 1-549 (182 amino acids)
Cellular component (GO): cytoplasm
Molecular function (GO): gluconokinase activity
Source: RefSeq, a predicted model, not a curated record
AUGAGUAAACAAAACCACGUCGUGGUGAUAUGUGGCCCGGCAGGAAGUGGAAAAAGCACUAUUGCUAAAUCACUAGCCUCAGACCUUGCCUAUGUCUACAUCGAAGGCGACAAUUAUCAUACUCAAGACGCCGUCCAGCGGAUGAGCGACGGCCUUCCUCUCACAGAGGCUUACCGCUGGGACUGGCUGAUUCGCCUUCGAGACACAGCCAGAAGCGCCUUAGAUAACAACGCUGUAGGCGUGGUGCUCUCGUGCAGCGCGCUGAAACGAAAACAUCGGGAUGUCAUACGCAUUUUAGCGCUACGGAGUCCGGGAGUGUUUAUGAGUUUCGUCUAUUUGAAGGUUUCAUCGGAUGCUCUGUUGCUGAGGGUGAGGAUUAGAAAAGGCCACUACAUGAAGGAAGAUAUGGUUGACAGCCAGCUGGCCAGUCUUGAGGAGCCCGACAUUGCAGAGGAGGAUGUCAUGACUGUGGAUGCUAGCGACACAAUCGUGUCUGUUUGCGGGACGGUCAAGAGCGAGGUGAUGGAAAGGAUUUGUUUAUUGGAGUGA